CGCAGGGCAGACAGACAGACACAAACAGUCACUCACACCUAGGGGCAAUUUAGCACGUCCAAUUGGCCUGACUGCAUGUCUUUAGACCUUGGUUCAGGAAAUUCCAGUUCCAGAAAAGCAAGCCAAACAGAAGAUGUGACAGAAAUGUGAUAGAAAUGUGAUAAAUAUUUCUACAGAGGUGAAACCAGUGAACCAGCAGGGGGCACGUGCGCGCACUUCCCGCUCCCGGAGAAGAAGAAGUCGUCCAUGGUCUAACUUCCUUGUGGGAAGAGCUCGAGCGGCUACUACCUAACAAGUUUUCCCAAAUCGGAGGAGAGUUUAAUUCCCGAUUGUCCCAAAGAGUUGCAGUAUGUCGGGCAGUCCAGGAUUGCCUCCAGGUGAAGAUCAGAAUUUAGAGAUUCAGGGCUCUGUGACGGUCUGCAGUGUAGAGGUAGAGACUGAGAUCCAUGAGGAAAAUGCUUUUAAUGAUGGACACUUCUACUGCGAGAACUGCUGUAAACUGUAUGUUGAUGAGUGUGACGUUCAUGGUCCUCCGUUGUUUACGCAUGAUUCCCCCACACCCGUGGGAGUUCCUCAGAGGGCUCUCCUCACUCUUCCUCAAGGCCUGGUCAUUGGUAGAUCAACUUCUCCUGGAGUGGGACUCGGGGUUUUUAACCAGGGCCAAGUUAUUCCUCUUGGAAUGCAUUUUGGACCCUUUGAUGGAGAGGUGACCAGCCAGGAGAAGGCGCUGGAGAGUGCGUAUUCAUGGGUGAUAUGCAGAGGAGGCAACCAGUACGAUUACAUUGAUGCAGAGAGUGACACUCACUCAAACUGGAUGAGGUAUGUCGUGUGCUCUCAGAAUGAGAGUGAGCAAAACCUGGUGGCAUUUCAGCAGAGCGGGCGCAUUCUGUUCCGCUGCUGCCGCCCUAUCCACCCUGGACAGGAACUGAGAGUGUGGUACGUCGAAGAUUAUGCCCAAAACCUAAGCACCACCUGGGAUAAGAUCUGGGACAGGAAGUGCAGUCCUAUAGGAAGACGUGAUGAAGAGGUGCAGGUUUUAAGCUGUCCUUACUGCCAGUACUCUUUCCCAGCUGCUGUUUAUCUGCAUAGGCAUGUCAGACGCUCGCACCCAGAUGUAUAUUCACACCUCUCAGAAGCCCAGGCUUUCGAGCCUGUUGAACAGACACCAGUUACAAACUUGGAUCAGUGUCUGCUCGCCUCUGAUGCACCAUCUUCAUCUCAAGUGCAGCCAAUCACGGAAUCUUUCCAGAGCCACUUACCUUCUCUCAGUGGCCAAACAGAGAAAACAGGUACAGCUGAAACAUCACAUGCACAUAUUGACAGUUUAAACGAUGUGACAGACCAGACUGACAGCAGUGCAACAGACAACAAAUGUGGUGAUUGCCGGAGAACAUUUUUGAGGUCAUGCCACUUAAAAAGACACCAGCGCACGAUCCACUCGAAGGAGAAGCCAUAUUGCUGCAGCCACUGCAGGAGGUGCUUCAGUCAGGCGACAGGAUUGAAAAGACACCAGCAAACUCACCAGAAUGAAACCGAGCAAAGACCGGAGGAGACAGAGGGUGCACCUACGGAAAUCUAUCCUUGUACUGAGUGCUCAUUCUCUUUUGUGGCUAAACUCAAUCUAUACAAACAUCUCAAACGACACCACCAUGGAGAGUACCUCAAACUGGUGGAGAACCAGUCUUUUAGCAAACUGCAAACCGAGGAAAUCUUAGACAAACAUGAUCCUCCAUAUGAACCACCAGCCAGACUCAAGAGAUCUACUAGGAGCCCUAAUGGGAGCAGGGGUCACCCUAAAAAAGGACCUAUCGGCCGGCCUCGAGGCAGACCACCUAAAAACAAGAGCCCCCAGCAGCCAAUCAAGAACAAAGUUCACGAGCAGACUGCUGAGUCUGAACAGACCACCACUGACCUUGAUGGUUCAGCAGUGCCACAGAGAGCUAAUACAGAUGGCAUGACCCCUCAGGAACUGCCCUCGUCUUCGCACAUCUGCGGUGAGUGUCUGAGAACCUUCAGCCACUUGCAUCUUCUGAAAAGCCACGAUUGCAUCCAACAGGGUGAUGGCCCCCAUGGGUGCUCCCGCUGCGGCCUCUAUUUCAACCGCCUGUGCAACCUUCGGCGACAUGAGCGCACCAUUCACGGAAAGGAGCGGCCGUACUGCUGCACGCUGUGUCUCAGGUCCUUCACGCAGUCGUCUGGUCUGAAGCGGCACCAGGAGAGCCACUCGCGCCGCAGCACCCACCGCCAGAGUGCCGCACUGGCUGACGCCACCAUCUACCCCUGCAACCACUGCCCCUUCUCCUUUACCGGCGAGCGCUACCUGCACAAACAUGUCCGCCGUCACCAUCCGGAGAUGACCACCAAGUACCUCUGCUUCAAUGAAGGCGAUGUGACGUCCAAGGACCACAGCUGCACGCAGUGCUCCAAGAUCUUCCGCACAAUCAGGGGUUUCAAGAAUCACGCCUGCUUCAGGCAGGGUGACCAGCUGUACCUGUGUCCUGACUGCGGUAAAGCCUUCAGCUGGUUCAACAGCCUGAAGCAGCACCAGCGCAUUCAUACGGGCGUGAAACCGUAUGCCUGCUCGCAGUGUGAGAAGAGUUUCGUGCACUCAGGCCAGCUUAACGUCCACAUGCGCACCCACACGGGUGAAAAGCCAUUCCUCUGUGCAGAGUGCGGCGAGAGCUUCAGGCAGUCAGGUGACCUGAGGCGGCAUGAGCAGAAGCACUCAGGCGUGCGGCCGUGUCAGUGCCCCGACUGCGGGAAGAGCUUCAGCCGGCCACAGAGCCUCAGGGCCCACCAGCAGCUUCACAGGGGAACCAAAAUGUUCCCCUGUACACAGUGCGGGAAAAGCUUUGCCCGCCGGUACCACCUCACCCGCCACCACCAGAAAAUGCACUCCUGACCAGCGACUCGGUGAACGCACUUAAUGCCUAUAAUGAUAAUGAUCUGAUAGACUGAAGGUUUCUAUUAGAUUAUUUUAAUCUGUGUGGAGCCACGCAGACACUCUGAUGCAAAGCCUCUGAAGUGCUGCAGUCGUGUUAAUGCACAGUCCAACGUAUAAGGAUACAUAUUUAAAACUGAAACAGCUGUUUCAGACUGUGAAGCACCUGUUCCAGUUGUUCUGUAUGCAUUAUUAGUAUAAGUAAAUUAGCAGUUCAUCACAAGCAGAUAAAUGGUACAUACUGUACAGAAGUGUACAAUAACUGAGGGCAGACUUAAAUGAGCAAAAGGAAUAUACAAAUCUUAAAGGCUGGUAUCUGUGAUAUGGAUUUGGAAUCAAAUGAAAUGUUUAUCUGAUCAUACAAUAAACAAUUUGGAAAUGCUUUAAACUCUGUAUCUGAGAAAUCAGAGCUCGGUGUAAUGAGUGCAUUCAAAAUAUGUUGAUCUGCUGUGGUGGCGCUUGCCCUGAAGGUUUCCCUGCUUGCAUUCCAACCCUGACCUACCACACCUGGCUAAUGAACUUCUGAAGAAGUUCUUCUUUGCCUGGAUCAGAUGCUUUAGUAUUGGGUAAAGUGGGUGCAGCUUGUUAGAUGCAGGUUAGGGGGCUGAUAAGAACUGACCUACUGCAUUGUUUCUAAACCCAGUCCAUGAGACAUAUCUAACAGUUCCAUGUUUGCUUUGUUCCAAAACUCCACCCAAAAGGGUUAGAGCAAAAAUGUGGGACUGUCUGGUGACCCCCAGGGGCUGGGUUGUACAGCCCAGAGAGUGUCAGCCCCAUGUUCAGUUACCCAUAUUCAAGAAUUCGCUACACUUUCUUUCAUGAGUGUAUUUCUCUUUAGAAAAAGGAAAAAUACAGCAGGAAGGCUGGAAGCAGCAUAAAGUUAUUGGUUUAAGUCUCGCUCAAUAUCUGAGCAGAGCGAGAUAUUAAUACACAUUAAAAAAUACACAUUAAUGUAGCCUUGCAUAAAUGAGGGUAGUGUAUAAUUUUUAUGUCCAUCCAGGUCAAACAUGCUGUCUUCACUGCUGUCCGACAGCCUCUACGUCAUCAAAUGAACAGCAAAAGCAGAACAAAAUAAAAUGCAACCUCUAAAUGUGUACAAAACACUGAUAAAUCAUCCAAAAAACCCAGAAAGUUCGAUUAUUUAAGAAGAAUAUAUGUAUACAAGUUUAUGUUAAGUCUGCAUUGAUGCCUUUUUUUUGCAAAGCCUUUUUUGUUGCUGCAUAUUUUUUCAUCAUCGUACACGCACUGGACUUGCUGCUCUUUUACUCUUUUACAGUUUAAAGGUCAGCUCAGUUCGGAAUCACCUUUAAAAUGCUAAAAUAUCCUGUCUAAUCCGCUUUGCAAGGAGUUCUGACGCCGACCGGUAAGCUCUUCUAGAUUUACCAUGGUAAGUUUGUUUGCAGCGCAGAUAUUUUUUGUGUGUUGGAAAUGUUUUUAGAGCUGGUUUAUGAGGAGCCUGGCCUCUUCCUGUUUCCCCCUUAUCUCAAAACACCAGAGGGCGCCAACAAUGAGUUUAUGCCAUUCUGUGUUCAGAGAAUCAGUGUAUUUAAAAAAAAAAAAAAAAAAAAAAAAAACUUUUAAGCAUUUAU
Molecule: messenger RNA, 4530 nt
Organism: Pygocentrus nattereri (red-bellied piranha)
Lineage: Eukaryota; Metazoa; Chordata; Actinopteri; Characiformes; Serrasalmidae
Gene: prdm9
Product: PR domain containing 9
Exons: 6
Coding region: 350-2902 (850 amino acids)
Cellular component (GO): nucleus
Molecular function (GO): protein binding; histone methyltransferase activity
Source: RefSeq, a predicted model, not a curated record